This is a messenger RNA of Leptosomus discolor (cuckoo roller), 677 nucleotides long. Lineage: Eukaryota; Metazoa; Chordata; Aves; Leptosomiformes; Leptosomidae. The record is from RefSeq and is a predicted model, not a curated record.
CCGCCAGCUGGGGCUUUCCCCGGAGGAAGCGAGAGGAGGAGCCACCUUCGUACCUCAAGUGGGUGCCUUUCAAAGGCAAGCUGCCCGCCGAUGCCGUCUCCAACUGGAACGGCUACACCAAGAAGAUGGAGUACAUCUGCUUGACGCGGGUGCUCGGCUGCAACACCGGCGCCUACGUCCCCGACCGAGGUCCCUUCUGCUUCUUCCCCUACGGGGAACGGGAGUGGAGCACCCGCAACUUCAAGGUGUUGGUCAACGUGGGAGGCUUCGAGGCGCUGGCUUGGGUGGAUGAAUCCUUCGGCAGCGUGCCCGAAAACGCCGUGGAGGCCUGCCCAUCCGUCGAGCUCUUCGUCGGGAGGAACCGCUACGGUUUGGGCAAGGUCUCCAAAGACCAGAGGGCUUUUUUCGUGGUGGUGGGUGGCCAGGAGGUUUGGUACAAGUGGUACCAAGUCUUGGUGGUCAGGAAGGGCCCGGCAGACGUCACCGUCUCCGACGUCCGCUACAACAUGAGCGGGGCGGUGGAGCGCGGGGAGAACGUCACCCUGGCGAAGACCACGGUGGAGAACGCGGGCUGCCGAGGGGCGCGGAAAGCCGUCGCCUGGGAGCAGGACACGGAGACGGAGCACGACUGGGAGAUCGACCAGAGGGUCUUCGCCACCAUCCGUGGGGUGCUGCAA